UACACUAAAACUUCGAGAUGAAAAUCUCAAUAAUUUUCAUCUUAAUCUGCGUCAUCGCGCCAUCCUGGUGCCAAGAUGAAACAGUGUUUCACUGCUCACCCAAGCCGGGUUGCCAGAUUGCACAAUGUGAUCCGGUUGCUGUAGGAUGGGACAGACCAGGUUUCAACAUCGAUAAACAUCUACAUGACAAAGAGUUUCCGAUUACAUGCAAAUCUAAGAAUGCGGCAAAACCUCAGAAUAUUGGCAAUCUAUUUCCUUCAGUAUCCAGGAAUAUUUUAGAUAUCGAACAUAUCAAAUCAGAUUUAAGAAAACUGGAGGAAGGGUUCGAAAAUAAAUUGAAAAAUAUUGACAGUUCUGGAAAUGACGAAAAGAGCAGCAAAAUUGAAGAACAAUCGAAAGAAUUCAACAAUCUUAAAAGAAAAGAUAAACAACAAUCUGAUGAAAUGAAGAAUCUGAAGGAAGAAUUUGAGAAGCUUCGAGCCAUGAAUAGCAAGUUAGUGGAGGAGCAGUCGAAAACUGCACAACAGUCUACUGAAAUAAGAGAGUUGAAGAAAGCGAUAUACCGGAUUGAACAAAGACUUGCUGUUAUGGACAAGUCUCAGCAGCUUCCAAAUAGAUUCGGGCAGAUAACUACACCUACUCAAACAACAUUGAAACCAACUCCUCCUCCAGAAAACUGCAAAUUGAAGGUCGGAAAUAUCUGUUACUUUGCUGUGAUACAUAGUGAACAUGAUGUCACAUACGACAAAGCAGUUGAUAUUUGUCAGAAACGUAACGCACAUGCUGGUUUGAUUCGAGAUGAAGAAUCUUAUAAUGCAGUUGUGAAUUACUUGAGAAUGAAUACUCCGGAUGGAAAGUUAUAUUUUUGGAUAUGGACAGGAUUUAAGUUUGAUUCAAUGACUGGUGACGUCAUACCUGCAGAUUCAUUCAUAAAAUGGUUUCCACGUCCAGAUAAUCCAUACAAGGGAAUUGAAUAUAAAGAUUACACAAACGUUUAUCUUGUUGUUAAUUCCAACCCGAAUGCUAGUUAUCAAGGAAUGGGUAAUGCUGCUCCUAUCUAUGUGCAUCAUGGAGUUAUUUGUGAGAUCCUGAUUUAAUGAAAUGUCUGUCUGUCUGUAUUUUGUUCCUUUAUUAUCAAUAAAAUAUAAAUCAUUGAAUCCUAAAUGAAAUUUAUACGAUUAGCCUUACGCUGAUUGAUGUCGUUAUCACAGCUAUAAUAAGGUAAAUUAAAUUAUGGUAAAUUUUCAUUAUCCAAACGUAAAAAUGAUUCCUACUUUUUGAAAUUUUUCAGUCCUGCAAACAAUUUAUUUAAAAUCAUAUUUUUACGAAAUAUAGUUGGGCAUUUCAUAAUGUUAUUUUCAUCGUUUUGCUGAUCUUACUAUACCGAGUUGUAAAA
Molecule: messenger RNA, 1396 nt
Organism: Styela clava
Lineage: Eukaryota; Metazoa; Chordata; Ascidiacea; Stolidobranchia; Styelidae
Source: RefSeq, a predicted model, not a curated record